Yamadazyma jaroonii is the source of this 1320-nucleotide messenger RNA. The record is from the annotation of a GenBank genome assembly. NCBI's taxonomy places the organism in Eukaryota, Fungi, Ascomycota, Pichiomycetes, Serinales, Debaryomycetaceae.
AUGAUGAGAACUGCCUUCGAGGAUAUGAAUAAUAAAAGAAGAUUAACACCUCCAAGUACUCCAACUAAAAGAAGAAAGUUUGUAGAUAUUGAUUUAGGUGAAAGAGGUAAGAAAUUCGAUAUUAGACAAGAUACUAUUACACCUCCAACCACACCUACCAAACCAAAAUCUAAUGUUUACACAAAAGCUAAAGCAUUAUUCCAAAGAGGAAGCUCUAGUGAUGUUUUGGUUGGAAGGGAAGACGAAAGAGAUGAAAUCAAUGAGUUCAUUCAACAUACUGUAGGUUUCAACUAUAGUGAUAGUUUAUACAUUUCUGGACCUCCAGGAUGUGGUAAGACUGCUCAAUUAGAUGCUUCUCUUAAAGAAUAUGACUGUAAGAGAGGUCAGAUGACCAUUAAAGAUAAUAAAUGUAAAGUGGUCAAGAUCAAUUGUAUGAGUUUAGUCAAUUCUAAUGAAAUUUUCAAUGUCAUUGUCACAUCAGCUGGUCAAAAGGGUUCUUUGAUAGAUAUUCUUAAAACUGAAAACACUUUCAAAUCGUUAAUGAUCAUCUUAGAUGAAAUUGAUUGUUUAGAAGAUGGAAUUUUAUUAGAAUUAUUCAGUUUAUCUAAUAAAAAGAAUCAUUUAGACCAUAAAACUAAGUUGAUUAUGGUUGGAAUUUCCAAUGCUAUUGAUUUGACAACUAAAGUUCUUCCUUUGGUUUCCAGAACUAAUGUCCAACCAAAGCUUCUCAACUUUAAACCUUAUAAUUUUGACAAAAUUCAAAAAAUCAUUAUUUUCAAAUUAAAAUCGUUGAUCGAAAGUAAUAAAGAAAAUACUAGUGAAAACUUCAUCCCCAUAGUUAAUGCCUCAGCCAUCUUAUUAUGUUGUAAGAAGGUAUCAAGUGUAACAGGGGAUUUAAGACGAUCAUUUGAUUUAAUCAUUAGAUCUAUUGAAAUGUUAGAAAAGCAAAUGUCCCUGGAAGAUUUAGGACAUUACGACUUUUUGACUGCACCAAGAGUACAAAUAAACCAUAUGGCAAGUGUUUGUAAUUUAAAUAAUGGUUCAAUCCUUCUGAAGUUGAAUCAUUUACAAAAAAAAGUAAUUGUACAUUUAUUCAAUUUCCAAAAAUCCAGUACUAAAGUAGGUAGUGUCAAUAACUUUUUUGACUAUUAUACUCAAAAUAAUCAUAUUAAGAUGAAGAAAUCUGAUUUCUUAGAGAUUUUAGGGACUUUAGAUUCAAUGGGAGUAGUCAAUUUGGGGAAAGAUAUUAGUAUCAAGACGGAUUAUAUGGAAUUUAAGAAUAGUAUUAAGAACGAGAAUAUCGUCAGAGAAUUAAUUUAG